AUGAGAUUCCGCUUUCCCGAAACUUUCCCUGUUUACCCACCAGUCCUUUCCUGCGUUCGACCUCGCCUACAAGUCAAAGAUCAUCUCAGCAGCGCCCUGCCACUCGCCGACAAUGGUGUUGUCCGCCUGCCACAGCUGUCCACGCAACUCUGGAGGAAUGACCAGGACUUGGUGGAAAUCGCGUUGCAGGUCUACAUGAUCCUAUCAUCUGAUGGGUUUACAUUGGAUAUGUCAACCAGAUCCUAUGCCCCUCCAAGUGCAAAUGCCGGAUUGGGAUCUACCGUGAAGCUUCCGACACUGUCCCAAUGUAUGGACCAAUUCCCGGCUUCAUGCUUGGAGAGUGUUUCAGAAAUCUUGCCUGAACUUGUUGAUAUUCCCCCGGGCAGGAUUGUUUUAUCCCAUCACUGCGCCAUGGAUAUCUACCGACGUGUAUUUGGCAGUGGGACGCAGAGCACUGCGGCCUUCCAUGUGGAGAUCAAGAACUGCUCAAACGAAGUUCGUGUGUUCGCUGGCAUGGCAGAGGUGUCAGCGUUGCAGGAGCCCAUCGUGCUUUUGCCGUCUUGCAUGAUGCGACAGCUCUUCCUGGUAGAUGGAGAUCUGGUGCGCAUCCGUGCGGUAACUCUUCCGCUCUGUGGCUGCGUCUACUUGCAGCCUCGAAGCCAGGAGUUCUAUGAAAUAGCAGGUGCUGAACCAGAGCUCGUCUUGCAGGAGUCUUUGGCGCAACUUCCAGCACUUACCUCAGGACUGUCCGUGCAGGUUGAGGUGGGUAUUGCCCAGGAUUUCAAAAUUGGCUUGCGGAGGGUAGCUGUGGUUGUAGCAAGGCUGGAGGACACCUCAGGAAACGAAGUAGUGGCCGCCAAGCUUCCGGGUCAUGCGGGAGUGCUCGGAGACCAUGAGGUUCAGGUGGAGCUCCUUCCAGCCGCCGACCUGGCUGAAAGCGACAACGAGUACCAAGAAAGGCUGGACGCAGAAGCCAAGCGGCAGGCAAAGAUCCAGCAGAUGCUUGAAAGCAAGCAUAGUCAACUUCAGGCGCAGACGAACAUGGAGGCAUCGAACAAGGAGACAGACACCAAUCUGGGCUCAAGCUUUGAGAUGUGCUUCAGGCUGCCAAAUGGGAAGCAGAUGCGGCAGAGAUGUCCAACCGACGAGAUUGUGCUAAACUUGAAAAAGCGCUUGUUCUGUCUCCUUGCCUCAGAGGCGAGUUUGUGGAAGCCUGGCGUUGAGCGAGCAUCGGCUUUGGACUUCACAAUAUUUCCGCGUAAAGUGCUGGACAACCAGGACACCGUGUUGGAGAUAGGUGACCGAGCAGUUGUCCAUGUUUCAGAGAGUGAAGCAGCUUUGCAAGAGGCGGAGCGCAAUAAAGAGCUGCUGGGAUCCGUGCUAUAUCCAGCCGAACUGCAAGCAGACAUUGCAACGUCUGAGCAAUCGGACCUACCUCCGCAGCAAGACGACCCACAUCUAGACUUCAACAGCACUUCGCUUCAAACAUUACACACCAGUGUGUUGCAAAGUGAAGGCGGGCUAGAAGCACUUCCUUUGCCAGAGCUUCGGACACUGGCUCUGUCUCUGGGCCUGCCUGCUCAAGAUAUUGCGCGUGCUGUUGAUCAGGCAGAGCUGCUGGCACUUCUGACCCGACACCAACGCCGAGUGGCAAGGAUAGCUCGAGCCCGAGAAACUUCAGCAACUGCCAGCCGAACUGAACGCAGAGCCUCUUCCUUGUCAGCACGCCGCGGCGUGAGCGAACCUGCUCGCGCACCUGUCCGAAGCAGCCAAUCAGUCGGAGCUGGAGCGCGACGAUCUGUCGAGCCCAGCCGAGUAGCCUUACCGCCUGAGCAAAGGCAGGCGCCAAAUGGCUAUGCCGCCCGCUCAGCAAGGCCUCCGCGGGGGAAUGGCCCAGAUCGACGAAGUGUCCUCGGCGCUGCCACAGCACAGAGGUCGACGACAAGCAGCCCCAACUUGCCAGAGAGCCAAAGAAGCUUACCUCCGCUCCCAAGCCCACCUCCUGCACGUAUUCUUGCCGAGGGUCGUCGGCCACCCUUAGGUGCCUCACCGACACAUCCCCGGCUUGGAAUGCAGCAGCCCUUGAGGCAUGCUGGUCACAUGAUGCUUCAGAUGACCGCUCAAGAGCAGUGGAGAUAA
Symbiodinium pilosum is the source of this 2139-nucleotide messenger RNA. NCBI's taxonomy places the organism in Eukaryota, Dinophyceae, Suessiales, Symbiodiniaceae. The record is from the annotation of a GenBank genome assembly.